Etheostoma spectabile (orangethroat darter) is the source of this 1296-nucleotide messenger RNA. Its product is annotated as histone H1. Lineage: Eukaryota; Metazoa; Chordata; Actinopteri; Perciformes; Percidae. The coding region runs from base 33 to 677 and encodes 214 amino acids. Gene Ontology annotation, cellular component: nucleosome. The transcript has a single exon. The record is from RefSeq and is a predicted model, not a curated record. Gene Ontology annotation, molecular function: structural constituent of chromatin; DNA binding. Gene Ontology annotation, biological process: nucleosome assembly.
CUUACCCGAGUAGAUCACUCUCUAAACACACAAUGGCAGAAGUCGCUCCAGUCGCUCCACCCGCCGCACCGGCCCCGGCCGCCAAGGCACCCAAGAAGAAAGCAGCCAAGCCGGCGAAGAAGACCGGUCCCGGCGCCGCCGAGCUCGUCCUGAAGGCCGUCACCGCCUCCAAGGAGCGCAAAGGCAUCUCCUACGUGGCGCUGAAGAAGGAGCUGGGCGCCCAAGGCUUCGACGUCGAGCACAAAUCCGCCCUCAUCAAGCGCGCCGUGAAGGCUUUGGUCGUCAAGGGAGCCCUCACGCAGACCAAAGGCAACGGUGCAUCCGGGUCCUUCAAGGCCGCCAAGCCGGCGGAGAAGCCCAAGAAGGUAGCGGCGAAGAAGCCCGCAGCCAAAGCCAAGAAGCCGGCAGCGAAGAAGCCCGCCGCCGCCGCUAAAAAACCAGCCGCCGCCGCCAAGAAGGCGAAAGCAGCAACACCCAAGAAGGCGAAGAAGCCUGCAGCAGCAGCGAAGAAGACACCGGUCAAGAAGGCCACGAAGAGCCCCAAAAAGAAGGUGGUCAAGAAGGCGGCUGCACCCAAGAAGGCCGUCACCCCCAAGAAAGCCGCCAAGAAGGUCGCCAAGCCUAAAGCCGCCAAACCCGCAAAGAAGGCUGCAGCCAAGAAACCAGCGAAGAAGUAAAAACAAAGUCGUCUUCACCCAUCAAAAGGCUCUUUUAAGAGCCACCCAAAUGCCAUAAAGAGCCAUUUUCCCGAUGACUUUCCAUAUUUGCACUGUAUAUAUAUAUAUAUAUAUAUAAAGUAAAUUAAACUUUAUUUCAGACCCGGGGGUCCAUAUCACAAUAUUUAUAUAUAUAUAUAAUGUAACAUGGUUUAAAAUAUUUAUUAUGUUUAUAGUCAUAGUCAUUAUUUUAUCAUGAACUACUACACUGUUCACUUUUUCACUUUUGCAUCAUCAUCAUUACACAGUCUACCAUAGUAUCACCGUAUCAUGGCCAUUGCAUUUCUGUGAGAGAUUUUUUAAUUUUUAUACUUAUAUAUCUGUGAUAUGUGUGUGUUUGUGCGUAUAUGUGUGUACAUAUAUGUUUGUUGUGUUACGGUUGUCUUGCUACUGGAUGCCAAACAUGUCCUUCGGGAUCCAUAAUCUAUCUAUCUAUAACAAUUGUACAUACUUUCAGUUUGUUUUGUAUCUCAGCUCAUUAUUUAUAAUCUGAUUUCAUUGCCCUUUUGUACCUUAUCAUCCGAUAUAUCACCAUCCGAUUAUACCCGCUACUGAUAUAAACUACGGUUAAUGUAAUAUU